AUGUGGGUGGUACGAUACCAGAAUAUAUUGGAAGACGGCACCAUUAGUGUUAUUUCAUGUUGUCUUCAGGCCUCCAAAAGUUAUAGCAUAGGUAGAUCAAGCAAGAACCCAUUGAUAAUUAAGCAUGACAAGAGUAUAUCUAGACAACAUAUCACAUUAAAAUGGCAAAGCAAUAGCGGUUCAGACUCGAAUCAUAAUAGUCUCUGUUUAAUAAACCAGGGUAAAUUGACAUCAAUAAAUAACAAGUUCAUGAAAGUCGGUGAAACAUUUAUCAUCGAAGCUCUGGGAGUUUCGAAUUCUACUUUUAUCGAACUAGGUGCAACUCCUAUCCGUAUAGAGGUUGAAUGGAAAAAUCAAGUCUGGAAUAUUCCUUCUCAUUUGGCACAAUUUAGAACCGCACUCUCCCAAUUCGGUAUUUCCACAGAGACAUCUAUUAAUGAAGUUCCUACCAAUAUAAUGAUCAGCGAUUAUCCGAGUAGUGAUGACAAUGUAAUACGGGAGUUGUGUGCACUUGCAGAAAAUAUACCCUUAAAAAAGUCACAGUUGCUAGUUAAGUUAUGCAAUACGCUCCUGUCGGCAUCCAUAACGGAUUUAACGUUCGAUGAAAGAUGGAAUGAUAUCGUAAAAAGUCCGGAAUACGAUGUCUUUGACGCAAAUCCGGAUCUUUUGUUUUCAAAAUUUAUGAAGCUAAGUGAUAUCACUAUACUAACCACUAUUAGUAAUGAACCAUAUUUACCGUCUAUCCUGAGAAGAUUCAAUAUAAAACUUUUUGAUUUCGUCGACAUCAAUAGUUUAUAUAAGCAUGUCGAUAGUUUGAAGCCAUCAACGAAGUAUUUAAUUUUAACUUCUAUGAACAAGAAAGAAAAUGGACAAAUUCUAUGUACUACCAAAUGUCUAUUGACGUCAUUAAUAAAAGAUACCCUAGCCUCAGUAAUUAAUACUAAAAGCGUAUCUUUUGAAGCUCCAAAUAAUGAAACACCCGUAAGAGACCCUGAAAAGCUUUCAUCUGCUUCAAAAAUACAUCAUACUAUUGAAACGGAGGCUAGUCCUGUAAUUUUAAAGAAGCGGAGGUUGAAUAGGCGCAGAGUUCUACCGCUUGAUAGUUUGAAUUUUUUUGCUGGAGGCUUGAAUGUUAAGGCUUCAUCAGAAAGCAAAGAUAUAACUGAUGUUAAGGAGUCCAGAUGCGGUUUAGAUUCGAAGUCUGUCAUCUCAAGCCCUAUAAUUGGCAGAGCAGAGGAGAAACAUUCCUUAAUCUCUCAGGACACACAAAAAGUGGCUGGAGAUAUUGAAAAAGAAAAUGGUCACAAUAGCACUGGUGCUAUAAUCGUCAGUAGUCCGGAGUCAGAUGCUGUACGCACGAGCAAGAGGUUUUUAGAUAUAUCCCCACAGCAGUCGUCGACAAACAUGACACGACGUGACUCCCAAAAGAAAUCUGCUGACUUUGUUAACUUUGAAACUGCCGCUACAAGUUCUAUGGAGGAGGAUAAAGCUACUAAAGCUUAUAGUAUAACGGGCCAUCCCACACAUAGUGUAACUCAAACCUCGGAAGGGAGCCAUGAGCUUUUUAACUAUUCGCAAAAACUUUCCUUUCCAUUAAAAGCUGAUCUUGAGUCACCUGUAAAGGAAGUUUCUUUUAGAGAGAAGUCUAGUGCGCCACAUUCAUUUGUUCAAGCUAUACAACAAACAAAAAAGAGAGAAGUCAAAAGAGUUAAAUCAACCAUUGUUGAACUGGAAGAUGAUGAGUUGAGUGAAGAAGCUAUUAACCAACUAGAAAGGUUGGCUAUUGUAGAGGCCAAUAAUGAUUUACUAAGAAAGUUGCCUGAUUAUAGGCUGAAUACUGUGAGCAGUUCGACUGAAAAAGGUGGUAAUGGUGUAAUAAGGCAAGAGUGGCAAAGGCGUAAGAACUUCAAAACAUUUGUCAAAGCAUGGCCAAAGUUUAAGGCACAAAAGGAAGGGAGUAAGAACGACACUCAGAAGUCGGAUUUUAUAAGAGGUGCUGCCUUUUUAAUCACCAGAAACUAUGUUCCGCUAAAAAAGUAUUCAAAAAAGAACAAGGUUACAAAAUGGGACAAGGAAGAGAGUGAUGAUAUGCAUGCUCUGACUGAGAUGGAAAAAAUAGGAUCUAAUGCAUAUAUAUCUGAUACUACAAACUCAACCACAAUUCAUAAAAGACCACAAACUCAACGUAUAUUCAUAAGUGAGGAUAGUUCAGAUAACGGAGAGGAAGAUUCAUUCUCUUUUUCUCGUGGUUCAGAUGCUGCACCUAACGCUCAGCCAGGAACAAUUAAACUCUUUAUUACUGAUGAUAAUGGCAAUGAUAAUAAAAGCGAUAGAGUAUAUGAUAAAGGGAGCAGUUUCAAGUUGGUUACAGAGAGUGGGACUGAUUUACAGCAGAAUAUGUCUGAACAAUCUUUCAAGACAAAUGGGCGUGGCAUGGGCGCAAUCAGCAAAUCGCGUGGCUCGUCUAGAGCUUCAGAUAUCUAUCACAACAACAACAACAACAACAACAACAACAACAACAAUGCUGCUGAUGAUGAUGAUGAUGAUGAUGAUGAUGGUCCAAAAUUUAAGUUCAAAAGAAGAAAAGAAUAA
Messenger RNA from Saccharomyces mikatae IFO 1815, 2592 nucleotides. It is a transcript of the gene XRS2, whose product is annotated as Xrs2p. Lineage: Eukaryota; Fungi; Ascomycota; Saccharomycetes; Saccharomycetales; Saccharomycetaceae. The record is from RefSeq and is a predicted model, not a curated record. Gene Ontology annotation, molecular function: protein binding. Bases 1 to 2592 code for a protein of 863 amino acids. The transcript has a single exon.